This is a messenger RNA of Salvelinus namaycush (lake trout), 237 nucleotides long. Its product is annotated as liver-expressed antimicrobial peptide 2. Gene Ontology annotation, biological process: antimicrobial humoral immune response mediated by antimicrobial peptide; defense response to bacterium. NCBI's taxonomy places the organism in Eukaryota, Metazoa, Chordata, Actinopteri, Salmoniformes, Salmonidae. The transcript has 3 exons. Bases 1 to 237 code for a protein of 78 amino acids. The record is from RefSeq and is a predicted model, not a curated record.
AUGAGGACAGCACAGUACAUUGCCCUCUUCAUGUUCCUGACUCUGCUCUGCCCAAUCCAGGUGCAGACCGCUCCUGUGCCUGAGGAUUGGACGGGCCUGAUCACCCGAGCCAAGCGCUCUCUCCUUUGGCGAUGGAAUACUCUGAAGCCUGUUGGCGCAAGCUGCAGAGAGCACGACGAGUGUGGGACCAAAUACUGCAGGAAAAAGAUCUGUUCAUUCCAGGUUUUUACAUCUUGA